AUGGGCGAUAUCCGCGGCUCCGACAGAGACAGCAAUGUUAUUGCCCUUGUUGAGGCUAUCCUUGGCCACAAGAUUGAUAGCUUGCCCGGUUCUUCAUCCCAGAGUACCAUAGAGGAUUAUGAAGACCUCGUCGACAUGAACAAGGACCACGAAUUCAGCAAGGAAGGCCCUAAGCCCGACGCCCCACCUAAGAACCCUUGCGUCGGUGCUGUCAAUCCGUACGCCUUGGCUGAGGCUCUGAUCGGCCGCAGGAUCGACCGUCAUUCGAUGGUCGCUGCCCAAAUUCUCCAAAAUGUUCUCCAGACCGACUACGAUGAGCUCUUUGACAUGCGUCACCACUCCGUUCUCUUCGCCGGUAUGAGGCUGAACGAGAAGGAGAGGAAGGCUGAGAUGUUUGACGAGAAGGACAUGAAGAUCCUCAACGAGCGGGAUCUCAUGACUCCCGACUUCUCUGGAGUCCGCAAACUGGAUGACCUCGAGAAGGUCGGACUCAAGGACCUCAAGGAGGCCAAGGUUAAGAUGGCCCGUAUGAAGAACGGCAAACUUCGCCUUGUUCUCCACGCCCACGAGCUUGGCCAGACUGUCUCCAACCGCCAGGUCACCAUGUCCAUCAACGAACUGGUCACCCCCUUCAGAAUGGAGAAGGGCCGCUGGCAGCCACCCAACGCGUCGUGGCGUGACAUGUACGACUAUUUCUUCCAGAGUGUUAACAAACGCCUGAUCUCCGACAUCACCAUGUACCAGCUUGGCGACCGCCGUGAGACCAACCGCCAGUUUGACGACCCCACCCAGGGCUGCUCCAGCAACAGCUGGUUCGUCUCUGCUCUCUUCUCCGUGUUCUGGUCUGACCCCAGCGCCAUCAACCGGGCUACCCGCGUCCACACCCAAGGCAACGAGAAGAAGCGCUUCUUGUCCAUCAAGUUCCACGACAAGGGCGGCAAGCAAAACAACAAGACUGAGACUAUUGAUGUUAACUACGAGAUCCCCAUUAACAACUCCGACAACGAGCCUCUCUACUGCCGCUCCAGCGACGGUGCCGAUAUCUGGCCCUCACUUUACGAGAAGGCAUUCGCCAAAUGGAUCACUGGCUCCAAUUCUGAGCAGCCGGAUAUCACCCAGACUCACUGCGGUGACCCCAUCAAGGCUAUGGCGCAGAUCAACGGCCGCACACCUCAAUACUACAACUGCGACAACCACUCUUCCCAAACCCUCCUGGGUUUGGUCCGUGCCAACAGCGUCAACAACAAGACCAUCAAUCCCAUGGCGGCCUACACUUAUGCCACCGGUCGCGAGUUCCACGGCGCCAACCUCGUUGCUAACCACGCCUACUCCGUCCUGGGCUACUGCGUCAUCGGCGACAAGCAAUAUAUCGUCCUCCGCAACCCGUGGGGUGUCACUGAGGCCCAAGGUCUCACCGGCUACACCGGUCUCCUCGGCCGUCUCGAGCCCGAGAUCUGGAACCCUGCCACCCUCCUCGACCACGGCGGUCUCUUUGCUCUCGAGGCUGAGUCUUUCAAGCGAUGCUUCUCCUGCAUCGGUGUUGCCAAGUAA
Molecule: messenger RNA, 1551 nt
Organism: Colletotrichum orchidophilum
Lineage: Eukaryota; Fungi; Ascomycota; Sordariomycetes; Glomerellales; Glomerellaceae
Exons: 1
Coding region: 1-1551 (516 amino acids)
Biological process (GO): proteolysis
Cellular component (GO): cytoplasm
Molecular function (GO): calcium-dependent cysteine-type endopeptidase activity
Source: RefSeq, a predicted model, not a curated record